AGCUUGCUUGCUGUGCUGCCCGACUGCCCACCAUACUCCGCUUCACCCGUCGCAGCCACUCGUACGCGCCAAAGAUGGAGAACUACUACGCUGGCAACCCGCUCAACCGCCUCAGCUACCUCCGAUCGUCCGCCUCGUUCCUAUCGUCCGCCCUCGACUCGCCAAAGGCCCGCUUCCUCGCGCUCGACAACCUCUCGCCCCUGUCGCGCACCGCCAGCGACGGCGUCCGCCACCUCGAGUACCUCGCCUUUGCCGACGUGCGCGACUACAUCGGCGACCCCAAGCUCGUCUUCCACGGCAUCGACGGCAAGAACGACGCAGACGUGCCCAAACUCGCCCUCCUCGGCCUCGAGGGCAAGAAGCUCGCAAAGUCCACCGUCGGCGACCUCACCCCGGACGAGAAGCGCCACUACUUCCUCAACCAGUGCUCGCUCGUCUUCCUCGGCGUCGACGAGCGGUCCGCCCCCGAGUCGGCCAAGUCGCUCCCGCUGUCCAAGCCCGACGACAACUCGACCCUCGAGACGCACUCGCCGUACGGCGUCCCGUACUGGGCCGUCGACGUGUCGUCGUUCGGCGACCUCAAGAGCUCGGCGCAAAAGGACGGCGCAAAGUUCAUGGAGCUGCGCUCGGGCGCACAGACGAUGCCGAACGAGGAGGCGUCGAUCGCUGCCGAGGCCCGCAGCCUCAUCGACUGGAACACGCGCAACAAAUUCUGCCCCGCCUGCGCCCGCCCGAUCCGGUCCGUCUGGGCCGGCUGGAAGCGCUGCUGCAUCCCGGGCGAGCUCGGCAGCUCGGGCACCGACGGCGAGGCGGGCGCCGACCAGCCGCCGUGCUUCUCGCGUAAGGGCGUCCACAACUUCUCGUACCCGAGGACCGACCCGGUCGUCAUCAUGGCUGUGCUCUCGCCCGACCGGGAGAAGAUCCUCCUCGGCCGACAGCGUACCUGGCCCGCACGCUUCUACUCGUGCCUGGCAGGCUUCAUCGAGUCGGGCGAGUCGCUCGAGGAGGCGGUGCGGCGCGAGGUGUACGAGGAGGCCGGCAUCGUCGUUGGCGAGGCGGGCUACCACUCGUCGCAGCCGUGGCCGUUCCCGGCGUCCCUCAUGUUCGGGUGCUGGGGCAUCGCCAAGGACGAGAGCACGAUCCGCAUCGACCUCGACAACGAGCUCGAGGAUGCCCGCUUCUUCACGCGCGAGCAGGUCCUCGCCGUCAUCAACUCGUCCAAGCCGCUCCAGAUGACGCGCGAGCAGGUGUCACGUCUCGACGGCAAGGAGGGCGAGGCGGGCGCGACCAAGGACGGCAAGGCCGGGCAGCAGGGCGAUUUCCUCAUGCCUCCUGCCACCGCCAUCGCCAACACGCUCGUCACGGCGUGGGCCAACGGCACGCUCUUCAACCAGGGCCCGGGCUCGACGGGCACCCAGGCUUCAAAGAUGUAGCUUAGCCCGUGUAGAGUGGGAGGAAACGUAUCAUGUCCAUGUCC
This is a messenger RNA of Rhodotorula graminis WP1, 1477 nucleotides long. RefSeq lists its product as uncharacterized. The record is from RefSeq and is a predicted model, not a curated record. Gene Ontology annotation, biological process: NAD+ catabolic process; NADP+ catabolic process. Gene Ontology annotation, molecular function: NADH pyrophosphatase activity. The transcript is spliced from 10 exons. The coding region runs from base 75 to 1433 and encodes 452 amino acids. Gene Ontology annotation, cellular component: cytosol. Lineage: Eukaryota; Fungi; Basidiomycota; Microbotryomycetes; Sporidiobolales; Sporidiobolaceae.